Molecule: messenger RNA, 4553 nt
Organism: Coccinella septempunctata (seven-spotted ladybird)
Lineage: Eukaryota; Metazoa; Arthropoda; Insecta; Coleoptera; Coccinellidae
Exons: 14
Coding region: 64-4500 (1478 amino acids)
Biological process (GO): fatty-acyl-CoA biosynthetic process; long-chain fatty acid metabolic process
Molecular function (GO): long-chain fatty acid-CoA ligase activity
Source: RefSeq, a predicted model, not a curated record
UCAAAUUUCAGAUGACAAAAUUAUACCAUAAUGAAUCUUAUCAUCUUAAAAUUCUCUGUAUAAAUGAAUUUUUCCAAAGAAAGCGAUGAUACAUCUUCACAAAAUAUUCCAUUCCCAGUAUCCAAUGAAUCCAGAAAAUGGCUGAUCAUGAUGAAAUACAUGCUAGACUGCGCCGAAAAAUCUAUGGAAUUUCUGGACCAAGUGAAAGCAGACCUAGACUUCAACGAUGAAGAUUUGGAGAGAUUCACUGUACUAUGUAUAGCUCUAGAACAAGCCCGCCAUCAGAUGGCUUUGCUAGGGAAGAAAUUUUUCGAAGAUUCAUCAACGACAGAUUUUCUCGAUGAUUUUUCGGUUUUCAGUGAAACCAAAGAGAUGAAAAGAACGAAAAAGAGCGGGUUCACGCAAACUGGUCAUGAAGAUGAAGUCUAUCCGACUGAAACAGAUACAACUAAGGAUAAAACUACGAAAAAAGAACCCACCAAAAAAGAUGCUUGUUUAUGUAGUGUUUUUAAACCCAGUGUGGUCAGGAAAAGCAAUAGAAGGAAGAUCGUAGUAUGUUCACAACUUGGAAGGUCUUCAUUAGCCAAUGAAAAAUGCAACCAAGGUGGAUCGCCAAGUUCAAGACCCAUUAGACCUGAAGAUUUUCCAAAUAAUGAUGAUAAUCCGUUUAUCAUAAAGGAUCCAGGAGGUAUGGCAAUGCCAGAAACUGCUUUCGGAUACGAAUUAUUCUAUGCAAUGCAUAGACAAAGAAAUAAAGUUGCACAGAUAGUGGAAGCAACUGGCGACAUUCAAACUUUCGAUGAACUACUCAGGGAUUCAAUAAGUACAGCCCUGAAUUUGAAGAAGAAGGGACUAGACGAGGACAGCGUGAUAACCCUUUGUGUAACGAACAACAAAUACUCUUGCCUGACCUAUUUAGGGGGUCUUUUUCUGGGUUGUAAGAUGAAUGCUGUGGAUAUGUCGUUUGCCAAGGAAGAUCUUGUUUAUCUGUUGAGGCUAGCCUCACCGGAUUUCCUAUUCGUUCAGAAGGAAAAAGUUGAAGGGAUAGUAGAGGCUCUACAAGAACUAGAGAUGAAAGUACCGAUAGUGGUGGUAGGUGGCGAGGUUGAGGGGCACGAGCCUUUUCAGGAAUAUUUGAUAGCUUCCAAUGAGGACAUAAAGAAAUUCCGGCCUUACAAAGCCGAUUCAAUGAGGAGGAAUUGCAUCAUUCUAUUCAGCAGUGGAACUUCUGGUCUUCCUAAGGCUAUUUGUCUGAGUCAUUACAAUCUCAUGGGACAGGUUUAUUUUUCAACAAUCACUGAUAAUCUGCAGAAAAUGUUUAUGAGUUACACUUCUUAUUAUUGGAUAUCUGCAGUUAUAUUGCUCGCCUACACUAUCCUAGCUGGAGUAACAAGGGUAGUACCACUACCUUUCGAACCGAUCAGGUUUUAUCAACUCAUAGACAAAUACAAGAUCGAAUCGGUUUUCUUGGGGCCCUACGAAUGCAUCAGACUAAUCAGGACACCGAAGCCUCCAGAUGUGGAUACCUCAAGUUUGCAAGUUUGCUGUACGGGAGGAGCUUCCUUGAAAGAAAUUGUGUUUUUUGCCUUGCGAAAAGUUUUUCCAGGUUGCUUGGUAUUUCAGACUUACGGACAAACAGAGACGGGUGGCGUUUUGGUGAAAUGGACCACGAAAAAUCCAGAAGACUUGGCGUUGCUCACUACAAAGCCGACUUCUUCUGGAAGGCCCUUUGGAGGGUAUUGGUAUAAGAUAGUUGACGAAGAUACGAAUCAAAUAGUCGGUCCUUACAAAGCUGGAGAACUUUGUAUCAAAUCAGAUACCAUGAUGAUGAAUGGUUAUUACAGAAGGGACUCUUCCGAGUGUUUCGACAGGUCAGGGUGGCUCAAAACUGGCGACAUGGCUUACUUUGACGAGUAUCACUGUCUUUUCAUUGUGGAUAGGUUGAAAGAGGUGAUCAAAUUCAGAAUAUGGCAGGUGCCUCCAAUCAUAUUGGAGAAUAUUCUGAUGUCACAUCCAGUGGUUGCCAGAGCAGUUGUCGUGGGGAUUCCUGACGCAACAGAUGGUGAGCAUCCAAUGGGCCUCAUACUUUUGAAGGAAGAUGUGGAUCCAAACACCGUAAACUUGGAAGAAAUAGUUCAGUUCGUGAACCGUCAAGUAGAGGACGAAAGAAAACACUUGAGAGCUGGAGUGAAAAUAAUACACUCCAUACCACUGACCGCUACUGGAAAAGUCAGACGCAGAUCUCUUAGGGACAAUGUUUUACAUGGCGAUAUUUUUAGAAGCGAAGAAAGCGACGAAACAACAACAGAAAAUAGCCCAUUCCCGAUAUCCACUGAAUCGAAACAAUGGCUCCUCAUGAUGAAGCAUAUGCUGGACUGCGCUGAAAAAUCUAUGACAUUUUUGGAUCACGUCAAGGCAGAACUUGAUUUCAAUGAUGAGGAUUUGGAAAGAUUCAGCUUAUUGGGCACUGCCCUUGGUCAGGCACGCCAUCAGAUGGCCUUGUUGGGAAAAAAAUUUUUUGAAGACCUAUCCACUAUAGAUUUUCUGGAUAACAUUUCGAUUUUCAGCGAACCAGAAAAAAUUGAAAGGACUACAAGGAGCGGAUUUACACAAACUGGUUACCAAGAUCAAUAUUCUUCAAUUGAAAUAGAGAAGAAAAAUACUGACAAAAUAGUAGAAAAAAGAAAACCCACAAAAAAGGAUGCUUGUCUUUGUAGUGUAUUCAAACAGAGAAUAAUAAAAAAAGGUAAUAGAAACAAACUGGUCGUUUGUUCACCACUACGGAUAUCUUCAUUGCUUAAUGAAAAAUGCCUGAAAGAUGGAUCGAUAUCCAAGAAGACUGUUUUGAGACCAGAAGAUCUUCCACACGAUGACAACCAUCCUUACAUCAUCAAAGAUGAGGGAGGGGUAACACUUCCAGAAAAUGGUUUUGGAUACGAACUGUUUUACGCGAUGCAUAGGCACAGAAACAAAAUUGCACAAAUCGACGAAGCUUCCGAUUAUAGUCAACCCUUCAGUGAAUUACUCAGGGAUGUAAUAGCAACAGCCCUGAAUUUGCGGAAAAAAGGAAUGGAUGAAGACAGCUUAAUAACACUUUGCGUGGCCAACACUAGGUAUUCUUGCAUACCCUACAUGGCCGGUCUAUUCCUAGGCUGCGUGAUGAACGCAAUUGAUAUAACUUUCAACCAAGCAGACAUUGCCUUUUUAUUAAAACUUGCCCCACCGGACAUCUUGUUCGUUCAAAAGGAGAAGGUUGAAUUGAUAGAGGCAGCUCUGAAAGAAAUCGAAAUAGAAGUCCCUAUGGUAGUGGUCGGAGGUGAGGUCUUAGGUCACGAACCAUUUCAGGAAUAUCUGAUAUCGUCCAAUGAGGAAAUUAAAAAGUUCAAGCCGUACAGGACAGAUUCCAUGAGGAGGAACUGCAUCAUCCUUUUCAGCAGUGGAACGUCAGGUCUUCCGAAGGGUAUUUGCUUGAGCCACAUCACUCUUCUGGGACAAGUGUUCUUCGCUACAAUGACUGACAACAUUCAGCGAUCAUUCUUGAGUUACACGUCCUUCUACUGGAUUUCUGCUGUUAUAUUCCUGGGAUAUUGCACCUUGGCUGGAGUUACGAGAAUAGUGCCAGAACCGUUCCAGGUUCUGAAAUUUUAUAAUCUCCUCGAUAAAUACAGAAUAGAAUCUGCCUUUCUUGGUCCUCACGAAUGCGUAACGGUGAUGAUGACGCCGAUACCUUCUGACUUGGACACUUCCAGUCUGAAAUUUUUGUGCACCGGUGGCGCCGCUUUGAGGGAGAUGGUAUUCUUGGCCUUGAGGAAGGUGUUCCCUGACUGUUUGGUGUUUCAGUUUUACGGACAAACCGAGACUGCUGGACUCCUCGUCAAAUGGUCAACGAGAAAUCCCGAAGAUGUGGCCCUGAUCACCGCUAAGCCAACAUCUUGCGGUAGACCUUUUGGUGGAUUCUGGUACAAGAUUGUUGACGAAAAAACCGAUAAAAUUGUGGGUCCUUAUAAAACAGGAGAACUUUGUGUGAAGUCGGAUACGUUGAUGAUGAACGGCUAUUACAGAAGAGAUUCUUCAGAAUGUUUUGACCGAUGCGGUUGGCUUAAAACUGGGGACUUGGCCUACUACGAUGAAUAUCACUGUAUCUACCUGAAGGACAGAGUCAAAGAACUCAUCAAAUUCAGGGGUUGGCAUGUGCAGCCAGCAGCACUGGAGCAAAUUUUGAUGACACAUCCAGUGGUCGCCAAAGCUAUUGUCAUAGGAAUUCCCCACCCUGACGAUGGUGAACAUCCAAUGGGACUCAUCACUCUGAAGGACGGAAUAAAUCCAGAGGAUGUCGACUUAAAACAGAUAGCCGACUACGUGAAUCGUCAAACGGAUGAACGGAAACAUUUGAGAGCUGGAGUGAGAAUAAUAGAUACAAUUCCAGUCACAUCUACUGGAAAGGUCAGAAGAAGGACACUGAGGGAUAACGUUUUACAUGGAUAUUCGAUAUCAAACUAGUUAUUUCUGAUGCCCUAUGUGACAAAAAUAAUAAAUCUUAUUAGAUACUUGGA